AAGCCCUAAGAAACACAGCUCAUUGUUGGCAGCUGCCGGGCGGUCUUACAGAGCUGCGAGGGCAGCGGAGGGGAAAUAAAAGGGAACGGCUCCGAUUCUGCCCCAGCGGCUGCUGCAAGACCUCUGUGCCGACAUCGCGACAGCGAGCGCCCUGCACACCGGGAAGGCCCCCUCUAUGUGCUGCUGAGCCGGUCCCGGACCCGACGAUCCCGCCCUCGGUCUUCGGAGCAGAAAUCGCAAAGACGGAAGGACUGGAAAUGGCAGACCAUAUGAUGGCCAUGAACCACGGGCGCUUCCCCGACGGCACCAACGGGCUGCACCACCACCCUGCCCAUCGCAUGGGCAUGGGGCAGUUCCCGAGCCCCCAUCACCACCAGCAGCAGCAGCCCCAACACGCCUUCAACGCCCUGAUGGGCGAGCACAUACACUACGGCGCGGGCAACAUGAAUGCCACGAGCGGCAUCAGGCACGCGAUGGGGCCGGGGACUGUGAACGGAGGGCACCCCCCGAGCGCGCUGGCCCCCGCGGCCCGGUUUAACAACUCCCAGUUCAUGGGCCCCCCGGUGGCCAGCCAGGGAGGCUCCCUGCCGGCCAGCAUGCAGCUGCAGAAGCUCAACAACCAGUAUUUCAACCAUCACCCCUACCCCCACAACCACUACAUGCCGGAUUUGCACCCUGCUGCAGGCCACCAGAUGAACGGGACAAACCAGCACUUCCGAGAUUGCAACCCCAAGCACAGCGGCGGCAGCAGCACCCCCGGCGGCUCCGGUGGCAGCAGCACCCCCGGCGGCUCCGGCGGCACCUCGGGUGGUGGCGCGGGCAGCGGCAAUAGCGGCGGCGGCAGCGGCGGCGGCAGCGGCAGCAACAUGCCCGCCUCCGUGGCCCACGUCCCUGCUGCAAUGCUGCCGCCCAAUGUCAUAGACACUGAUUUCAUCGACGAGGAAGUGCUUAUGUCCUUAGUGAUAGAAAUGGGUUUGGACCGCAUCAAGGAGCUGCCGGAACUCUGGCUGGGGCAAAACGAGUUUGAUUUUAUGACGGACUUCGUGUGCAAACAGCAGCCCAGCAGAGUAAGCUGUUGACUUGAUCGAAACCCCGGCGAAAAGAAAUCAAACCCCCAACUUCGGUGUGAAUUAAAGAAAAAACAAAAAAACAAAAAAACAAAACAAAACAAAAAAAAAAAACAUUCCCUUAGACACAGUAUCUCACUUUUCAGAUCUUGAAAGGUUUGAGAACUUGGAAACAAAGUAAAACUAUAAACUUGUACAAAUUGGUUUAAAAAAAUUGCUGCCACUUUUUUUUUUUCUGUUUUUGUUUCGUUUUGUAGCCUUGACAUUCACCUCCCUUAUGUAGUUGAAAUAUCUAGCUAACUUGGUCUUUUUUGUUGUUUGUUUUUACUCCUUAUUUCCUCACUUUCUCCAGUGCUCAACUGUUAGAUAUUAAUCUUGGCAAACUGCUUAAUCUUGUGGAUUUUGUAGAUGGUUUCAAAUGACUGAGUUGCAUUCAGAUUGACGAGUGAAAGGAAAAAUUUGCAUUAGUUGGUUGCAUGAACUUUGAAGGGCAGAUAUUACUGCACAAACUCUGCCAUCUCGCUUCAUUUUUUUUAACUAUGCAUUUGAGUACAGACUAAUUUUUUAAAUAUGCUAAACUGGAAGAUUAAACAGAUGUGGGCCAAACCGUUCUGGAUCAGGAAAAGUCAUACUGUUCACUUUCAAGUUGGCUGUUCCCCCUCCCCCAUAUGUACAGACAAUAAUAGGGUGUGGAAUGUCGUCAGUGGCAAACAUUUCACAGAUUUUUAUUUUGUUUCUGUCUUCAACAUUUUUGACACUGUGCUAAUAGUUCUAUUCAGUACAUGAAAAGAUACUACUGUGUUGAAAGCUUUUUAGGAAAUUUUGACAGUAUUUUUGUACAAAACAUUUUUUUGAGAAAAUACUUGUUAAUUUAUUCUAUUUUAAUUUGCCAAUGUCAAUAAAAAGUUAAGAAAUA
This is a messenger RNA of Prionailurus viverrinus (fishing cat), 1983 nucleotides long. It is a transcript of the gene CITED2, whose product is annotated as Cbp/p300 interacting transactivator with Glu/Asp rich carboxy-terminal domain 2. The record is from RefSeq and is a predicted model, not a curated record. The transcript has 2 exons. Bases 258 to 1079 code for a protein of 273 amino acids. Gene Ontology annotation, cellular component: nucleus. Gene Ontology annotation, biological process: left/right pattern formation; regulation of DNA-templated transcription; sex determination. Lineage: Eukaryota; Metazoa; Chordata; Mammalia; Carnivora; Felidae.